Messenger RNA from Protopolystoma xenopodis, 534 nucleotides. Lineage: Eukaryota; Metazoa; Platyhelminthes; Monogenea; Polystomatidea; Polystomatidae. The record is from the annotation of a GenBank genome assembly.
AUGCUAUAUUCUAAUCUUUUCUAUAUUCUUGCUUUUGGCUCAUUCCUUUACUCUUCACAGACAAAUGAUUUGCUUGAAGAAAUCCGUUCCCGCCUGGAAGAAGUUGUUGUUGGUCAGGUGUUUACCGCUUGCGCAGGGCAGAAUCCUGCCCGUCAAGCCGCUGUCGCAGCUGGUCUCCCUUUUUCAGUUCCUGCAUACGGCGUGAACAUGCUUUGUGCAUCUGGCCUGAAAGCAGUAUGCUUAGCUGCCGGCAGACUUAAGCUAGCCGCCAUCGAGGCUCUCGAGAGCGAAAAAGGCAAGAAUAAAAUUGCCCCAGGCGGUUGGGCAAUUGCUGGUGGGCAGGAGUCGAUGAGUCAGGCACCACACGCCACUAUGCCUGGUUGUGGUCUGCGCAGAGGCGGCUUCAAUAAUGCCAACAGACUUCCAACCAUGGGCAACUAUUGCUUCGCUGACACCUUGCUUAAUGACGGUCUUAGGGACGCAUUUUAUGAAUGUCUCAUGGGCGACACGGCUGAAAAUUUGGCUUUUGAGUAA